GUUGCUCAGUCUAACCGGAAGUAAACAUUGAACGCUGCAGGAACCGUAGCUCAGACGAAAAGAGCCAUCCCUGCAAAUGGUCUCCCUGGUGUGCACCUUGCAAGACCACCUGGACGAUGUCAACUGGUGUUCCUUUUCUGCCAAACUCUUAGCCACUUGCUCGGGGGACAAAACUCUGCGGUUAUACAGCUGCGCUGACUUCUCAGAGCUGCCCUUCUCGCCUCUGACCGGACACGGUUAUGGCGUCCACUGCUGCUGCUUCAGCUCCUGUGGUCAGUUCCUCGCCUCCUGUUCCACCGACGCCACCGUAGUCGUCUGGUCCACAGUCUCUGGCGAGAUCGAGGCCGUGCUGGAGCAUCCCGGUCGCAGCCCUGUCAGGAUCUGUGCACUGUCUCCUGACUGUGCCAACCUGGUGUCUGGCGCAUCAGAUGGCUCAUUGGCUCUCUGGGAUUUUCCCUCCAAAAGGCUUCAGAGGACCGGCGCGGUGGAAGACACAACGAUGGUGGCCUGCUCUUUCAGCCCCUGCAGCCAAAUGUUCAUGACAGGCUCAACCUACGGAGACCUGCGGCUGUGGGACCUGGACAUGAACCAACUCCAUGCACAGAAGAAUGCACAUGACCUCGGCGUGACCUGCUGUGUAUUUGCGCCCACAAUUCUCGGUGACAGCAACAUGGUGGAGUUCCAUCUGGCUUCAAGUGGACAGGACAGUCAUGUGAAGAUCUGGACCAUUUCAAAAUUCAUUUCUGGAGGUUACAAAAUGCAACUGCUGCGUAAAUUAACAUCUCAGUCGGCUCCAGUUCUCUCCUGUGCCUACUCUUUUGAUGGGCAGCUUCUUGUUUCAGGCUCCGUGGACAAAACCGUAGCUGUCUAUGAUGCUAAAAAUGGCAUAUUGCUGUACACGUUAAACCAGCAUGACAGGUACGUGACGGCCUGCGCCUUCUCACCAUCGGCGCCGCUGAUAGCGACUGGAUCUAUGGACAAGAGCGUCAACAUCUGGAAGGUGGAGGACGGCUGCAGCGGCCACGCUGGGAAGUGCCUGCCAGAGGAAUCCUUUGUGACGUCAGGUCAAGGAAGCACGUCAGCCGGCCGCUCCAAGCUUCUGGUCAGCGACUGGUCGGAGGAGGACGUGUCGGUGUGGCUGCUGGACGAAGGGCUUGAAGUCCUGGUGGACAAAUUUAGGAGCAACAACAUCGACGGCACUGAGCUGCUCAAUCUCACCAAGGAAACACUGGCGUCAGAACUGCACAUCGAGUCUGUUGGUCUGCGUGGCCGAGUGCUGAGGAAGGUGGAGGAGCUGAAGAACGAGUCAUUGUGUACUGGCAUCCCAGACGAGUUCCUGUGUCCCAUCACCAGAGAGCUGAUGAAGGAGCCCGUCAUCGCUGCUGAUGGUUACUCGUACGAAAGAGAAGCCAUCGAGAGCUGGAUCAACACCAAGAACCGCUCCAGUCCCAUGACCAACCUCCCACUGCUCACAACUCUGCUCACGCCGAACCACACGCUGAAGAUGGCCAUCGGCCGCUGGAAAACAAGCCGCUAGCGACCAAACAUUAUGUGUAUUUCAGGCGUCGGAUCUCCCGGUUCGACGGGCAGAGUCGUGCUGCUUCGUGGAGGUCUGCCAACGCUGCGGCAAACUUCCUGGAGAGGACACAAGCGGAGCAAAAGGGAAGGGCUGUCAACAAAACACAACCUCGGAAUGGUAACUGAUUUAGAAACUGCGGCUCGGCUGGAGUUGCACCUGCUGCUCCUCUUGGCGCGCGCUCUGGCGUAGAACGCCUCGUAACAUCGGGGCUUGAUCUCCAGAGCUUUGCUGGCAAACUCUUCCGCUAUGCCGAAGUCCUGUAGACCCACACAGAGACGAUGAAUCAGUCUUUAAAUCAUGACUUAAUAUCUGGGUUUUUUUACUGAAUGCUGCCUGUGUAGAUCCGUAUCUGGCACACGGUAACAUAAACAUUCACCUCAGCGAGGGUUAAAGAAUCUGGGAAUAGCUGUGGCUAAACAAAUCAUUAUGUGAUCAAACUGAUGUCUAUGACAAACCUUGGUGGUGCAAUGUGGCUUCGCCUCCUUUAAUGACAUUAAUGGAAUGACCGUAUCAUCAAUGCUGUUGCUAAAAUCCUCUACUAGCAGCAAAAUACUGGACCCCAUGUGUGACUGUGUGAGAUGGACACUCUUUUCUCAUCAAAAUGGUCGACAUACAGAGUGGAUUCAGUGGUCUGGAAGCCCUCACUGUGGCGGUGAACUGGAGAUUUCUGCAUUUAAAUGAUGACAGAAAAGUCGUAUGUUUGUUCACGAGCAGCACGAGAGCGGCGUGUGAAGGUCGACACAUGACUGGAUGUCAGUGAUAGUGUAGCACCAAAUUGAACAAACCCUGAAACAGAUCGUGAGUGCUGGAUGAGACAUCGGCUGCACCUUCCUGACAGAAGCACCUGUCUUCCUCCCGCGCUCAUCACCGCUCUUCGAGCUGAAUGUUUAACCAACGCAUUGUCAUUCCGUCCUUGGGAGCGAGGUCAGGCUCGCGGCCGUGACGGCGAGCUGCUGAAUGCUGCUCUUGCAUUUUUAAUGACGCUAUGACAGAGACUCGCGGUCUGAAUCCUGAUUUUGUUGAUGUAAUUGGCCCACUUUCACGUCCACUGUAAAGAAGCGGAGAGUGGAAGAGGGAGCGUCUUGGCCUGUCACGAGUCUGACCUUUAUCAUAUCAGGUUAUCUGCUCCAUUAUUCACGGCACACGUCGACCCUGAGGGGGGAUCCGGCCGCGGCUGCCGGCCACACAUCCAUCGCGCCAUGAUGAGAUCUUAGCAGUUCCUUAUGUCGCCACCUGCUCCCUGUCUUGGUGAACAUCGUGUUUCCCACCGCAGAGGAGCGGAGACGUUUUCACACCGCUACAUCGGGGGUGCUAUUAUCUUUUCAUGUCGACGCAGAUGAAUUAUAAAUACGUGGUGAGGUUUCAUCCAUCUCCUCAGCAUCCAAUAAGCCUGGCGGCCUUUAAAACUGCAGGGGUUUGACAGAGCGCCGUCACUUACAUUGGUUUUCCGCCGGCAGCGGGAAAGGUUCAGAUAGAGCGAGACCCUCAGGUCUUUCAGCCCCUUCAGCUCCUCUGCCUGGCCCUCGCGAGGGAACUUCCUCAGGGCGUACUGGUACCGCUGGCCCGCCUCUUUCAUGCGUCCUUUCUGGGUGGAAGACAGAAACGUAAGAACAUCAUGUGAAGCAGUGCAGCAGGACUGACUCCCCAUGUGAGAGUUUGUUUCACUGGCACGACAGUUGAAAAGAUAAAAUUGUUUGUUUGAUGUUGCGACGACUGCUUAUAGGACUAUUAAGGCAACACAACCGUAUGAAGCUGUGGGAGGCGACAGGAGUUCCAAAGGUCUUCCAUUGUAGCAAUAAAUAGCAAGACAUUUCCCUGCCUUGUAGAGCAUGUUUCCCUCCUCCAUGAGCUUCUGCAGCAGGAUGAGAAGAAUGUCUGGCUUGGAUGAAGCCAUCGCCCAGGUGGCGUGACCUGAAAAGGAUGUGCAAAGAUGAAUCAAUAACAGGGUGGCGCCAUUCGCUGGCCAUUUUUAAUCCUCACCUGAUCGAUCAUGUGGACCUGUCCUGGAUCCUGUAGAGUGCAACAAACAGCAGUUACAAAAGCAGGACAAAAAAGUCCCAGCAGAGAGGAGUGUUGUGUCGGUGACAGUGACUUCAGUCUUUUCUCUCUUCAAGCCUGUUCUGACAGUCAAGACCGAAUCCUGGCAUGAACUAUGUUUACACCUCUAAAGACAGAGUCAGCCUCUGUGCUCCACGUCUCUCACGGAUGACAGACCUGACAGACCCAGACAUGAAGUCAUUACCCGUCUUGGCUCCUUUCUUGACCAGGGAGGCCACCAGGGCUGGGUUCUGGCAGCCCUCUGAAGCCCGGGCACCGUUGUUGUCCACCCUGUCCAGAACCGCGCCGUGCUCCAGCAGGAAGUGAACCUGAGGUCGGAGGGAUCAAUCAUUGCUCUGAUGAGAAACCCACCCUGACGCUCCUCUUCUGGGAAAUGGUUUGCUGCGUGACACCCACCAUUUCUGAAUCCCCGUUGAGGGCAGCAAGGUCCAGAGGGGUUCUGCCCUGGCGGUCUGGGAUGUUGAAGUCAGCAUCGGCCUCCACCAACACCUGCACAACGCCUUUGUGGCCCCUCAGACAGGACCACCCGAGGGCGCUCAAACCCUCCUGGUCCACAUUGGAAAGAGACGCCCCUGUGACCCCAGAUUAGACAACAGGUUUACAUGCGGCAGAUAUUUUGUAGCGACUUUGGCGUCUCACUCUUUGACAGCAGCAACUGCACGCUGCUCACGUGACCCUCGGCUGCGGCCAGCAUCAGCGCGGUGCGGCCCUGUUUGUCGCAGACAGCGAUGUCGGCGUCUUGCUUCAGCAGCAGCUCCAAAACCUGGCAGAGCAACGAAAGUCAGGUUAACACUGUAACAAGGGGCCAUUGUCGUCACGCUCCUCACUUGUGUGUGUCCGUGCUUGGCGGCGCUCAGGAGCGGCAGCAUCCCUCUGCGAUUUGGUACCUCUAGCCCCGCCCCUCGGUCAAGGAGGAGCGCACACACCUCGGUCCUCCCUCUGCCUGCCGCUGCGCUCAGCACUGGCGGAGGGUCGGCGAGGCGGAGAGAGAGGGAGAAGAAUAUGUCACUGAGGCGUUGGUGAAGGAAGGAGAGGCUGCACGGCUGCUGGUGUUUUUCCACUGACUCAAAUGAUUUUUCAGACUCUUUCUUACAACAUCAACUGUAUUUGUAAGAGCAGAUGCCAGUGAGUCAGCUCUUAUUCAAGUGACAUUUCUCUGUCAUCGUGUUUGAGAAACACUUGAAACUCAGAUGAACGCAGAAGCCUGGGGUGACUUUGAGAGGCGGCGCAAAUGGGAACAAGGUCAAAGGGUCAAACCAAGCCGCUAAAUACCCAAACACAAAAGAUUGAUGCAAAGGUCAGUGGAACUCUCAUCCAAUCAGAAGCUCUGUGUGGUGUAAUCUUUCGUGUCUUCGCAACACUGACAUUGAAGACUUUUACACCACCUGCAUACUGAAAACAGCAGGCGUGGUCUUAAACCUGCUCCUCUGUCUCAUCACUGGAGGGAACUGUGCACUUUAAUUCAGCUUUUAUUGGCUCUGGAGGCAGCACUGAGUUUUUAUCUGAAGAAGUAAGAGGCGGACGCGUCGAGACAUCAUGUCAAUUGUAGUCGGAAGUGUGAGAGGAGGUCUGUCCUUUCAGGUUUAGUGAGGGAAUGAGGAUCGUCUGCAGAUCCAGAGCUUUAUGGCCUGGACUCAAAUGAAACUGAAAGACCAAAAAAGGGGAUGGGAUCGCUAAAUUUGGCUGAGUGAAACGCACCGGUUUCUCCCCAGAGAGAGUCGUGAGCGUCCAUCUGCACAGCCAGAUGUUCAUCUUUCAAGUCCAGUAGGCUCCUCACCACCUGCAGGAAAACACACUCUAAUAGUUCUGAGCGUGACUGGGCAGAAACACGACGCAGUAGCAGAAACUGUGUGGCACAUGACAAUGGCUGGACUGCUGGUACCUGUGAGUGUCCCACACUCGCCGCAGCCGUGACCGCCUGCUGCACCGCCUGUGUCUUCACAGUCACGGCUUCACUCAUGCUCGGCUGCUGCGGGUCACCUGGGUUCUCCACUGUCCAAUCCUGGCCCAGCAGGACGGUGAUGAUGUCGGCACUGCCCUUCAGCGCCGCGUGGACUAACGCACACUGGCCGUUCUUAUCAGCGUGGCCCACCUGGCAGAGAGGAGGCGCUCAUGACAGUGAGUCGGCCACUAAUGCGCUGGCCUAGAUCAGGAGGGUUUGUCACACAGUCCCCAGAAUAGAUCUUGAAAUCAGGGCUGCUAGGAGGAAUACGAAUUUUCAAAUUCCUGUCUGGCGAACAAGAGCACGACGCUCACCUUGGCCCCCUUCUUGCAGAGCAGAGCGAUGAUGUCAGUGUGUCCUGCUGCAGCAGCCAGACACAGCGGCGUCAGUCCGGCGUCGUUGGUCACAUCGACGGAAGCUCCCAUCUCCAGGAGCAGAGUCACCAUCUCCAGAUGCCCCAGGUGGGCGUGGACCCCCAGGAUGGGGGCGUGACCCACGACCUCCGUGCACCAGGACACAUUAGCCCCGCCCAUCAUUAACAGACGACUAACCUGCAGUGCAAGAAAAAUAUCCAGUCAUCUAACCAGUUUGGAGGUCAGGUCGCGGGGGCAGCGCUCAGAGCAAAGAAAAGGGUCGAAAGGCUUUCACAUGAAGAGUGUUUUUUUUUUGCAGUCAAAAUAUUAAUAAAGCACAUUAUUGAGGUAGAAACCAUCCUGCUUCUGGCAAAUGGGGGUCGCCACAGCACCUCCACUGAUCUUGGUCAUUCUCCCUUGUCACACCUAUUUUCAUCUGAACCUCAUCUAUUCCAUGUGUAGGACACACUGCAGUCUCCCUUGAAACUCUUUUGUGAUGAAACUUAUGACUGGAGAUCAUAUUUCCUCAUGUUGAAAUAUUAUAGUUAUCAACUGUAGCUAUGAGGAAUUCAGUACUUCACAUCUCUGAUAGAGCCCAAUAAUGUCUUACAGACCACUGCCAGUUUUUUUAUCUGUCUGCUGUCCCCAAUGUAGCUUAUGUCUCUUAGCAGUUACUAACUCGAUAAGCGUAGCGUGUGUUAAUCGAAUUCAUUGUGAGAUGCAAAAUGCUCAUCGCAGGGAUCGUUUUUGGCGGUGUAUUGUGUACGAUAAGUUAUCGCCCACCCCUAGUUUACAUACUUUUUCAAACUGAGUACAUGGUAUUUGUUGCAGUCAUCAUUGAGGCUACUCGAUCCUCUGUCAGAAAGCAUUGUCUAUUUGGGUGUGUCACUGAAAUAAGUGCCACCUUGAUGUUUGGUGUGUAAAGGUUCCUGAGGGAUGCUAGUGCCGCCGACAGACCGUCUGUGCUACAGUUCACCCACAUGGCCUGCAGGACGCUGGAGGACACCCCUGUUUUCUUGCUCAGGCCCUGCAAGUCAAGAGUGAAGCAGAUCGAUGAGACUGAGGAGAAACAGAAGUUGAUUUAUGUGUCAGAAGUAAAAUCCAAUUCGGACAAAUAGAGCUGUUUCUCCUGCGCUGCGGUGCAUGUGUGUAUAUGGAGAGAGCUAAUGUGUGUUGGUGGAGGGCAGGCAUUUAUGUCGGUGGAUCUGUGUGUGUGUGUGUGUGUGGUGUAGGAGGCUCCUCAUGUGGCGCCCUUGGGAGCUGACAAAGGCUCCAGGGCCAAUCAUCUUAUUGUUAUUGAAUAAUGAAUUCCAUCUCCCUCACCUUGAAGAUGUGAGCCUUGAGGAUGUGGUGUCCCAGUUCCAUGGUCUGCUGACGGUUGAGCUUCCCCUGCUGCCGGGAGAACAUGAAGGCCAGGAGAGCAUGGCCACUUCUGCAAACACGAGAUGUCACACCAUCUCAUCCGUCCUUCCACGACUGUUCUCACAACCCAUGCCCUGUGUCUGGAUGUGAACUAAGACUGUGAGGGAUUCUAACUGAAGAAAAUAAUCUUCUCUUGUAACACGUGAACAUCUAACCCAGGGGUCACCAACCUUUUAGCAACCGCA
Synchiropus splendidus (mandarinfish) is the source of this 7539-nucleotide messenger RNA. It is a transcript of the gene wdsub1, whose product is annotated as WD repeat, sterile alpha motif and U-box domain containing 1. Bases 77 to 1537 code for a protein of 486 amino acids. Gene Ontology annotation, biological process: protein ubiquitination. The transcript is spliced from 14 exons. Gene Ontology annotation, molecular function: protein binding; ubiquitin-protein transferase activity. The record is from RefSeq and is a predicted model, not a curated record. Lineage: Eukaryota; Metazoa; Chordata; Actinopteri; Syngnathiformes; Callionymidae.